Crotalus tigris (Tiger rattlesnake) is the source of this 547-nucleotide messenger RNA. Its product is annotated as bradykinin-potentiating and C-type natriuretic peptides-like. Gene Ontology annotation, cellular component: extracellular region. Gene Ontology annotation, molecular function: hormone receptor binding; hormone activity. The transcript has 2 exons. NCBI's taxonomy places the organism in Eukaryota, Metazoa, Chordata, Lepidosauria, Squamata, Viperidae. The coding region runs from base 66 to 422 and encodes 118 amino acids. The record is from RefSeq and is a predicted model, not a curated record.
CCUUCGCCCCUUCGCCCUUCCUCCCUGGACCAAGGCAGUCUACCUGCUGGAUACCCCCAGGCACCAUGGACCCCCAGCCUCUCCUCCUCUUCCUCUGCCUCCUCCUGCCAGCUUCCCAGAGCCCUGUCCGCUCUCCCCAGCUGAUGCUAGAAAUCCUCGGCUCGGACCUCGCCAUUCUGCUGUCGGGACGUGAAGCGGGGGACCCUUCGCCCCCCCUCGGCCCCUCGGCCCCACCCUUAGGUGGGCAGCCUCCCCCCAGGCCCCCGACUCUGCCCCCCGAGCACCCCUGGCUUCCCCUCCUCCAGGAGCUGGCCAGGACCCAGCCACGGAGGCUCCGAGGACGGGCCCAGAAGGCGGCCCAGCUGGGCUGCUUCGGCAUCAAGCUGGACCGGAUCGGCACCUUCAGCGGCCUCGGAUGCUGAGAGUAAGCGGGCAGGGUGGGGACCACUGGGACCCCCAAAGCCGGUCUUUCGGGAUGGGGGAGGGGGCUGGGGCUUUGCCGGGCAGCCCUGGACCCACAGGAGCUGGGCCAGCCUGCCGUGGUGCC